AUGUCUGUAGAAAGGGGGAGAAACAGACGAAUUAAUAGAGAAAAUGGCAGGGGUUGUACAGAUGUUCUGUGCUGCAUGGUCUUCAUACUGUUCAUUACUGGCUACAUUAUUUUAGGACUUAUAGCCUGGGUACAUGGCGACCCCAGAAGAGUGGCUUACCCUACAGACAGCAAGGGCCACUUUUGUGGCCAGAAGGGCACCCCCAAUGAGAACAAGAGCAUUUUGUUUUAUUUUAACCUGUUAAGCUGUACCAGUCCCUCCGUGAUGAUAAACCUACAGUGCCCUACUACACAGAUCUGUGUCUCCAAGUGCCCAGAAAAAUUUUUAACCUAUUUAGAAAUACAACUUCCAUUCAAAAGAGACAAACACUCUUGGGAAUAUUAUAGCCAGUUCUGCAAGUCCCCUAUUUUUCAUUCUGCAAAGUCUCUCUCAGAAAUAGUAAUGGAUGAUGAAUGUCCAGCAGCGAUUUUCCCAAGCAAACCUUUUCUCCGGAGGUGUUUCCCUGACUUCUCUACUAAAAAUGGCACGUUAACAGUAGGAAAUAAGACCACGUUCGAAGAUGGGAAAGGGCAUAUAAGAAAUGCUGUAGAACUCAGGGCAGCUGCAAAAAAUAUCAAUAAAGUCCUCGAUGCAAAGGCAAUUGGAGUGAAAGUGUUUGAAGACUAUGCAACAAGUUGGUAUUGGAUUCUCAUUGGCCUGACAAUCGCCAUGCUCCUCAGUUGGCUGUUUCUACUACUCCUGAGGUUCAUAGCUGGAUUCCUCUUCUGGAUCUUCGUAUUGGGUGUGCUUGGAAUUAUAGGCUAUGGAAUAUGGCACUGUUACCAGCAAUACAGGAAUCUUCAGGAACGCCCCAAUUCUCACUUAACUAUAUAUGACCUCGGAAUUCAGACUGAUAUAAGCAUGUACUUACAACUGAAACAAACAUGGUUCGCAUUUAUGGUAAUCCUCAGCAUCCUCGAAGUGCUUGUCAUCCUCCUGCUGAUCUUCCUGAGAGACCGGAUCCGCAUCUCCAUCGCCCUCCUGAAGGAAGGGAGCAAAGCCAUUGGAUAUGUCCCUACUACAUUAAUUUAUCCAGUUUUUACUUUCUUUUUGCUCUCAAUCUGUAUUUGCUACUGGGCGGUGAUAGCAGUUUACUUGGCUACAUCAGGGACACCCAUAUACAAAGUCAUAACCCCAGAGGGGAAAUGUAAAUAUGAAAAUAGAACCUGUGACCCAGAUAUUUUUAACACAACGGAAAUGUCCAGAGCUUGCCCUGGUGCUCAGUGUAACUUUGCUUUCUAUGGUGGAAACAGCCUGUACUACCAGUACAUCUCUACCUUCCAGAUAUUCAAUCUAUUUAUCUUUCUCUGGCUGAUAAACUUUGUCAUUGCAUUGGGUCAGUGUGCCCUUGCUGGUGCCUUUGCUUCUUAUUACUGGGCCUUGAGAAAACCUGAUGACAUCCCACCAUAUCCACUUUUUACUGCGUUUGGACGAGCCAUACGAUAUCACACAGGAUCUCUAGCAUUUGGAUCCUUACUUCUUGCAUUAAUUCAAAUGUUUAGGAUAGCCCUAGAAUACUUGGACAAACGUAUUAAAGAUAACCAGAACAACAUUGCCAAAUUUCUACAACACUGCCUGAAAUGCUGUUUCUGGUGCUUGGAAAAAGUGGUGAAAUUUUUGAACAGAAAUGCCUAUGUUAUGAUUGCAAUAUAUGGCAAAAACUUCUGCAGGUCUGCAAAAGAUGCUUUCGAUCUGCUGAUAAGAAACAUUUUAAAAGUUGCAGUUUUGGAUAAAGUUACAGACUUUGUACUCGUCCUAGGGAAAAUACUAGUUUCUGGGUGUAUAGGUGUCCUGGCAUUUUUACUCUUCACACAGAGAAUCUCAAUAAUUAUAGAAGGACCAACAUCUUUAAAUUACUACUGGGUACCUUUGCUGACAAUCAUUGCUGGAUCUUACCUAGUUGCACACGGGUUCUUCAGCGUCUAUGCAAUGUGUAUUGAUACAAUUUUCAUCUGCUUCUUGGAAGAUUUAGAAAGAAACGAUGGUUCCACUGAAAAACCCUAUUACAUGAAUCGCUCUCUGAUGAAGAUUAUGAAGGUGAAAAGUACACAAAGUACGAAGCAGUAGAGGUGCAGACCGAUCACCUGCAGCGGUGUGUACCCCUUUCCUCAUCUGCUGUGUCUGAUUCACAAGCCUCUGUGUUUGGAACACUGUACUCACCACCUUGUUGGCUCUUAUAUGCAUGUUUUAUACCAAAGCUUAUACUGUAAUAUGUGAAGCCAUCAGAUGUCGCAAGGGAAUUGUUAAUAACAUGGAACAUUUUUAUACUGAGACCUUUUGUUUUGUAAUUCAUUUUUAAAUAGAGUGGCUUCGAUGUUUUCGAAAAUACUAGUGACUAUGUUAUAAUAUUCUUUUAAAUAUUAGAUUGAAAAAUGAUACAUGGUUUAAAUUGAGAGCUCCUAAUGUAUAUUUUUAAAAUCACAACUAAAAGACUUCUGCAGGGAAAAUUGGUAAACAAAGCAAAAUAGAAAAUUUUAAAGUUUUCCCCACUCCUGCUUGGCAGUAAAUGGGUAAAAGACCGCCCAGCUCCAGAUUUUGCUUGAAGUGUAGAAUGUUUCCUAUUAAACAAAUUGCCAACCAUCCAGCCUUUACUACUUCGUCCUCUCUGACAAAGUGCCUUACUGGCUGUUUAAUAUUACCCAGCUUUUGUGGGCAAGUUUACAAACAUUGUUUUUAAAAAAACAAAACACCUGCAAUGUUUAGUGAUUAAAACAAGUCUUCUUGCAUUUGUUUUCCUCUUAGCUCACUGGUUGGAAACCAUUUGUCAUUUCAGUGUGUUUAAUAUCCUCGCUCUACAGAGUGCAUUGCAGCAUAAACAGAUCCCUUUGCGCCUAGUGGACAUUCAUGAAUGUGUACACGCAAGAAAAAAAUCUGAAAUCUGAAAGGACACUUGUUGUGUUUCUUUUUUUACUAAAAGUGAGAAGUUUUAAAAUGUGAUCUUUUCUAUAGUAGAUCUUUGAAAAUACAAUAGGUAUAACAAUACAUUUCUCAGUGUUUUACACAGACUAAAAAGGGAAACUUUGAGAAAUUAUAAAGGAAAACUUUACCCCAAGAAAGGGUGCUACUAGAUGUCAUGUAUUGAAUAGUUCCUUUAUAAAUGAUUGUUUAUUAUCGUCAAGGAGUGUUCUAUGUAUGUUAUUUUAUUUUUAAACUUUUGAUAUGAAAUAAUCAGUUUACUUGUAAGAUAUUCAUUUUUAUUGUGCUAAUGUAAAUAGGAGCAUACUUUCUAAUUCAAUUUUAAAUGACUUUCCUAGUACUCUUAACUUGAAACAAAAUGAAUGCUGUUUGUUAUAGAGAGUCCAUAAAGCAUUCACUGUAAAGCAAUGUCAGUCUCACAUGAUAAUUUGUGAAAGUUUUGAGAAUCAACAGUAAGUUACUAUCAGUUUAUCUAUGAUCACAGGUGUUUAAAUGUGACUUUAGAUAAUCUUUUAUGCCAAAAACAAACUCACAUGAGCAUGUGACAGUCUGAGCUCUUUAAUCAAUGGGUUUCUGCUAUGCAGAAAUAUUAGGUCCAUGUUGUCUAAAUACCUUUGAUAAGGAAAAUAUUUAAUAUUUAAUGAAAUUUGUU
Messenger RNA from Myotis myotis, 3607 nucleotides. It is a transcript of the gene SLC44A5, whose product is annotated as solute carrier family 44 member 5. Gene Ontology annotation, biological process: transmembrane transport. The record is from RefSeq and is a predicted model, not a curated record. The coding region runs from base 1 to 2106 and encodes 701 amino acids. Lineage: Eukaryota; Metazoa; Chordata; Mammalia; Chiroptera; Vespertilionidae. Gene Ontology annotation, cellular component: membrane. Gene Ontology annotation, molecular function: transmembrane transporter activity. The transcript is spliced from 21 exons.